UGCGCACUUGCAAAAGCCCAAUCAGCCCGAAAAGUUGUAACAGGAAGUGACUUCCAGGGACGAAAAGAGGUAGUGGCCUCUUCACUAAUCUCGCUUUCCGCAUGUAAACUUUCGCAGCUGUAUCAUACUACGCUCGGUCCGGUACAUGAAUUAUGUACUUCGACCAAGGGCUGGAUCGUGAACUCAUGACUGGUGUCUUGUGCAAGCGUGCGCAAGGCAAAGGCAAAGUUCUCACUACCAUAAACUGGAAAGAUCGGUGCUUCGUUCUCACACCUAAAGCUCUUAGCUACUAUGAGGGCACUGUGGAGAAGCGAGGUCGCUGUAAGGGAACCAUUGAGUUGACAGAUGUGAAGGCUGUAGAAAAUGUCAACUUUGAGGCAUUUGAAAAACAAUUUGCAUUUCAGGUUGUCCAUGGUGAAUAUACUUUGUACAUUGUUUGCAAGUAUGAAAGUGAAAGACAGAAAUGGAUAGAAGCCAUACGUGAUGAAGUCAGAGAAAAUAAAUUUCUUCUAAUGGAAUAUCACCCUGGAGUAUUCAUGAGUAAGUGGUCCUGCUGUGAGGCCAAGGAAAAGAUCGCCAAUGGUUGCCAAGAGACGUUUAUAAACAGAGAGAAAAAAGUAACCCAAGGGAAUGUCUUAAAAGACAAAACCUGGAUUGCAAACCAACCACUACCACCACUACCGACAGAUCAGCCAUCAGAGAAUAGCGCUCCAAAGCCAUUUGAGGGUGAAAAAUACGAGGAGAUAGUUGUAGCAAUGUAUGAAUUCCAAAGCACUGAACCUGGAGAUCUAUCCUUAAUCAAGGGAGAGCUAUUCGCUGUCAUAGAGAAAUCCGGCGAGCACUGGUGGUUAGCUAAAAACAUUCGCGGACAGCAGGGUUAUAUUCCUAGUAACUAUGUGCGCAAGCAAGGCCUUGAGAGCGAAAGUUGGUUUCAACCCGAAAUGUCUCGACAGAUGACCGAAGAUGCACUUCGAGAAGAGGGGAAGGAGGGAUGCUUUGUUGUGCGCAAGUCAAGCAGAGAAGGAAUGUACACGCUAUCAGUGCUACACAAUGAUAACGUGCGACACUACCACAUCAAGAUAGACCAAGACAACCUUUACUACAUCUCCGACCGCCACCGCUUUGACAGCGUGCCCAAGCUUAUUCACUAUCACAAGCACAAUAGCGGGGGCCUGGUAACGAGACUUCGUCAGCCGCCUUCAUUUGGUCAGAAGCCCUCCACUGCAGGCUUUGGUCAUGACAAAUGGGAAAUGGACCGCUCCGAGCUCACUCUCGGUCGCGAACUUGGCGCUGGACAGUUUGGGUGUGUCCGCGAAGGCAUGUGGCGAGGUACCAUACCAGUGGCAGUGAAGAUGAUGAAGGAUGGUGCAAUGUCUGAAGAAGACUUUAUCGAGGAAGCCAAGGUUAUGAAACAGUUCCAGCACGGAAACCUGGUGCAGCUAUACGGGAUAUGUAGCGAGAAGCCCAUCUACAUCAUCCAAGAGUUAAUGAAAGGGGGCUGUCUGUUACACUAUUUACGUAAGAGCCAGUUCAAGCUUCAGUCGGCUGAGAUGACGGAAAUGGUUCGACAAGUCGCUGCGGCCAUGAAGUACCUGGAGAGCCACAACUUCAUCCACAGGGACCUGGCGGCGAGGAACUGCCUCAUAGGAGAAAACAGGACCGUAAAAGUUGCUGAUUUCGGACUAGCCAGGUAUGUGAUUGACGACGAGUACACGGCGUCGGAGGGCACAAAGUUCCCCAUCAAGUGGGCAGCGCCCGAAGUAAUCCUCUAUAGCAAAUUUAGCAGCAAGUCUGACGUCUGGGCCUUUGGGAUUCUAGCAUGGGAGGUCUACACGGGUGGCAAGCAGCCUUACCCUGCCACCAAUAACACGGACGUUGUGCAAAUGGUGAUAAAUGGUUAUCGCUUGGAGAAACCCCUUCGAUGCCCUGACGCCGCUUACUCCACGAUGCGCAAAUGCUGGCACGAGGAACACGAGUCGCGGCCUUCAUUCGCAUCUAUUGACAGAUGGUUCUCGGAUUUGGUGGGAGAAGAUUACGACGAGACAGAUGAAUAACGAUGAGCCAAUAGAAUAAUUACAAUCAAUUGAACAAUUAUCGCCAAUUAUCAUAACAGUAAACCAAAGAAACCAGCUUCACGUCUGGAACGUGUUAAUGCACACGACAGGCGCACGCUUUGUAAAUGCGGGCGUACAUUCAAUAUAUGGAUAAGAAACUAAUGCAUUUGGGUGCUACCUCCUCGGGUUUCGCCAUUCUUACGUUACUUGGGGGAUUGGGUCGAGUGGAAAAGCGCACAGCAUGCUGGGACGAUUUUAGGGGACGUUAUUCAACAGUGUAGUAAACAUGCCGAUGUGAUAGUGAAUAAAAGCUAGACAAUGGUAGCUUUUGGCAAUUCUGCUCCCGGAAUAUCUUCGUUAGUUAGAUUCAUAACAUCAGCAUUGGCAACGUUCUACGCCAUGUUAAUUACGUCAGUUAAAAUCGUCCUAACAUGCUGUCCUACCCAAAAA
Molecule: messenger RNA, 2504 nt
Organism: Nematostella vectensis (starlet sea anemone)
Lineage: Eukaryota; Metazoa; Cnidaria; Anthozoa; Actiniaria; Edwardsiidae
Product: tyrosine-protein kinase Tec
Exons: 20
Coding region: 153-2054 (633 amino acids)
Biological process (GO): peptidyl-tyrosine autophosphorylation; intracellular signal transduction
Molecular function (GO): protein binding; ATP binding; non-membrane spanning protein tyrosine kinase activity
Source: RefSeq, a predicted model, not a curated record